Brugia malayi is the source of this 4215-nucleotide messenger RNA. It is a transcript of the gene Bma-rpc-1, whose product is annotated as RNA polymerase Rpb1, domain 1 family protein. Bases 1 to 4215 code for a protein of 1404 amino acids. The transcript is spliced from 27 exons. Gene Ontology annotation, biological process: DNA-templated transcription. The record is from RefSeq and is a predicted model, not a curated record. Gene Ontology annotation, molecular function: DNA binding; DNA-directed RNA polymerase activity. NCBI's taxonomy places the organism in Eukaryota, Metazoa, Nematoda, Chromadorea, Rhabditida, Onchocercidae.
AUGGGUAAAGAACAAUAUCGUGAAUCAGAUUUGGCACGCAAAGUAAGCCAUGUACAGUUUACGGCUGGUAAUGCAGAAUCAAUGAGGCAGGUGGCACAUAUCCCGAUCUUCAAUAGUAAAUUGUAUGAUGAAAAUCCCGGUCGAUGGAUUCCGGUUGCUCAUGGACCACUUGAUCCACGAUUAGGGACAUGUCAAAAACAUACUGACUGCCAAACUUGUAAACAAAAUUUGGUUGAUUGCGUUGGUCAUUUUGGUUAUAUUGAUCUUGCAAUACCCGUUUUCCAUGUUGGCUUCUUUCGCUUGACAAUACAGAUGUUGCAGUGCAUCUGUAAAUUCUGUUCUGCAAUGUUGAUUACUGGCGAGCAAAAAAAAGCAUUUUUGCAUCAGGUUAAUAAUCCAAAUUUGGAUUAUUUACGACGAAAAGCGCUUCAUAAGCGUAUCGUUGCAGCCAGCAAAAAAAUUACUGUUUGUAAUAGAUGUGGACAUAAAAACGGUAUUGUGAAGAAGGCAGUUGGUGCAGUAUUAAAAAUAGCGCAUGCAGAAGUAAUUCCUGCUGAUAAUUAUUCCGAAUACGUUUAUGCUGCUCAGGAAAAUAAAGAAUUACAAAAUUUAUUACCGAAAACGAAAUUCACUUUAUUAGAUCCACUCCAAGUGCAGAUUUUAUUUAAUAAGAUUGAAAAAGAGGAUAUACCACUAUUGAUGGUGCGCUCGGCAGAUACGCCAAAACAUCCAUCAGAUGUUAUCUUGACUAGAAUACCUGUUCCACCGUGCUGUAUUCGACCUUCUGUUGUGUCUGAGGUGAAAUCGGGAACAACCGAAGAUGAUAUUACAAUGAAAUUGUCUGAAAUUAUGCUGAUAAAUGAUGUUAUCGAAAAACACAAAAAGGAAGGUUCUCCGACCAAAACUAUUUCUGAAACGUGGGAUCAUUUGCAGGUUCAAUGUGCCUUGUAUAUAAACAGUGAACUAAGUGGAUUACCACCUGAUAUGCAACCUAAAAGAACAACACGUGGAUUUACACAGCGAUUAAAAGGAAAACAAGGCAGAUUCAGAGGAAACCUUUCUGGAAAGCGUGUUGAUUUCUCUGGGAGAACGGUUAUAUCACCGGACCCAAAUCUUAGGAUUGAUCAAGUUGGUGUACCUGUUUAUGUAGCGAAGAUCCUCACUUUUCCAGAAAUUGUAAAUAAAGCAAAUAUUGAACGAAUGCGUAAACUGAUUCUGAAUGGUGAUGACAUACAUCCAGGAGCAAAUCAUAUUGUGGAAAGAGCAACAGGCAAUAAACGCUUCCUUAAGUAUGGUAAUCGUGAAAUCACAGCUGCACAAUUAAAAGUUGGUGACAUAAUUGAACGGCAUCUGGAUGAUAAUGAUGUUGUGCUUUUCAAUAGGCAACCUUCACUGCAUAAAAUCUCUAUCAUGUCUCACAGAGCAAAAAUCGUUCCUGGAAGAACAUUCAGGUUUAAUGAAUGUGCAUGCACACCAUACAAUGCCGAUUUUGAUGGUGAUGAGAUGAAUUUACAUGUUCCUCAAACAUAUGAAGCACGUGCUGAAGCAUCUCUGUUAAUGGGCGUCAAAAGCAACUUAAUUACGCCUAGAUCCGGUGAACCACUCAUUGCUGCUAUACAGGAUUUCAUUACUGGCACUUAUCUUCUAACACACAAGGAUAGCUUUUUCCCUCGUUUGGAGGUGCAUCGUUUUGCAGCAGCAAUCAUAGACUCAAGUUCGAAAAAGCAGCAAAGGAUUCGAAUACCACCACCAGCAAUUCUAAAACCAGUGGAACUUUGGACUGGAAAACAACUGGUAGAAUUAAUUAUAAGGCCAGAUGUGGAUUCGAAAAUCAGUUUGAAUUUAACUACAAAGAAUAAAAGUUAUACCGGCAACGAAGAAUUUUGCGUCAAGGACUCCUACGUAAUAAUCCGGAAUAGUGUCUUGCUGUGUGGAGUAUUGGAUAAGGCAUUAUUAGGAUCAGGUAGUAAAACGAACAUAUUUUACAUACUUCUGCGUGAUUUUGGUGAGGAUGCAGCGGUUGAUGCGAUGUGGCGAUUGGGCAGAAUGGCUCCUGUGUUCCUCAGCAAUCGUGGUUUCUCUAUUGGGAUAGGCGAUGUAAGACCAAGUAAGACGUUGUUGAAAGAAAAAAGUGAUUUAUUGAGUAAUGGUUAUAAAAUAUGCGAUGAUUAUAUUGAAAGCUUAAAAGAAGGACGAUUGAAAGCACAGCCAGGUUGUACGGAAUAUGAAACACUGGAGGCAUUAAUUUUGAAGGAACUUUCUGCCAUUCGUGAUCACGCGGGUCAAGCAUGUUUGCGCAAUUUGUCGAGACACAAUGCCCCACUAACUAUGGCUGUUUGUGGUUCGAAGGGUUCAUUUAUUAAUAUUUCACAGAUGAUUGCAUGCGUGGGUCAGCAAGCUAUCUCUGGACAUAGACCACCAGAUGGUUUUGAGGAUCGUUCCUUGCCACAUUUCGAAAGACGUCAAAAAACACCAGCUGCGAAAGGUUUUGUAGAAAACAGUUUUUAUUCUGGCUUAACACCUACCGAAUUUUUCUUUCACACUAUGGGUGGUCGUGAAGGUCUUGUCGAUACUGCAGUAAAAACUGCUGAAACUGGUUACAUGCAACGACGACUGGUUAAAUGUCUCGAAGACCUGUGUGUAAAUUAUGAUGGUACAGUACGUUCUUCGGUAGGCGAUGUAAUUGAAUUUACGUUCGGCGAAGAUGGCUUGGAUCCUGCUUUAAUGGAAGCAAAGGAUGGUGGCGUCGUAGAUUUCAAACAUAUAUUGGAGCAUACUCGAAAUACAUUACCGCAUUUGAUAGAAGAUGCUAAUACCACCAUCAAUGAAUUACAAAAAGUUGUCGCAGAUACAAUCAGUGAAAUAAUUGGAAAACGACACGCAAUGUUUCGAGAACAGCUUGAGUCUUUUAUCAAUGAAUACUUGAAAAGAACAAACAAAUACUACAAACUUCCAAAAAAUUGCACCAAACAUAUGGACAACUGGAUGCCAUCAGCAACACAUUGUAAUGAUUGCAAGAAUCAAAAGUUCUUUCGAGAGACCGAAAUUAGAUCUCACUGUUUGUCACGUGCACAAGCAGUUGCCUUCAUUAAGCUUUGCUUAAGAAAAUUUAGGCGUGCUAUAUGUGAACCAGGCACAGCAGUUGGUGCAGUUGCUGCUACUAGUAUUGGUGAACCGUCAACGCAAAUGACGCUAAAAACAUUUCACUUCGCUGGUGUUGCUUCGAUGAAUAUUACUCAGGGUGUACCACGAAUUAAAGAAAUCAUUAAUGGUGUUAAGUUGAUUUCAACACCAUUAAUCACAGCUGCACUGACGAAUGAAAAGGAUGAAAAGUUAGCGCGACGAGUGAAAGCAAGAAUUGAGAAAACGACACUUGGUGAGAUCUGUGAUUACAUCGAAGAAGUUUAUUUGCCAGAUGAUUGCUUUAUUCUGUUAAAGAUCAAUGCAAAACGUGUCCGACUUCUUCAACUUGAAAUCACAAUGUCAUCAAUUGCACAAUCUAUUUGCACUUCAAAAUUACCUGUUCCAGUAAAAAUAUCGCAGAUCACAAUUUUGGGUAAGACAAUUAUGACAAUUCGACCGCCGGAAUUGGCUAAAUGCUCCAAAAUGAUGGCUAUCCAAUAUCUGAAGUAUAAUAUUGGAAAUGUUGUUGUAAAAGGUCUUCCGGGCAUUGUACGCUGCGUGAUUCAUGCAGAUGAAAAGAAGGGCGAUUCUUAUAAGUUACUAGUGGAAGGGAUAGAUUAUCGUGAAGUUAUGGCAACACUUGGUGUCGAUGGCCGUCGAACAUAUUUCAAUAAUGCACUCACCGUCGCUGAUGUACUUGGCAUUGAAGCAGCACGUUCAUCGAUCAUUUCGGAAAUAUUAUCCACAAUGGCUUCGCAUGGAAUUGGCUUGGAUCAACGACAUGUGAUGUUACUUGCUGAUUUAAUGACUUACAGGGGUGAAGUGCUUGGUAUAACGCGAAACGGCUUGGUGAAAAUGAAAGAAUCAGUGUUAUUAUUAGCAUCAUUUGAAAAAACGGCUGAUCAUCUCUUCGAAGCGGCAUUUUUCUCACAGGAAGAUAAGAUUUGCGGUGUAAGCGAAUGCAUCAUUCUUGGUACUCCAAUCACAAUUGGUACUGGUUUAUUCAAAUUACUCUAUGACCACGGUAAACAAUUGACAAUAUCUAAAAUGAGCACCAUUUUUGAGUCACCUGAAUUUAAUUUGAAAUUAUAA